GGAAUUCCAAAUGAUAAUUUCUAUAAAUAUAGGUAAACAUUCACGCCUUCGUUGUUUGCCUUUUCGUCCAGGCCUCAUUCUUCUGUGAGUAAACAAUUGGAGCAAGGGAAUCGGAUAUUUAUGCUGACGGUAGCGACCUGCAAACUCAUUAGCCGUUGUAACUGUGCUGAAGUUGAAAACAAUCAGUUGACGAGUUAUCGAGAGAAUCAAUUUUUGACUGCUUGCAAACUGUGUUCGAAUCAGGAUUUAUUUCAGAAAGGUAAGUUUCACUCGAAUUCGAGGAUUUAGGAUAGAAUUUGUGAAUUGGUUUCGAUCAAUGCUAAAUAAUCAAACAUCAAUCUACAAAGGCUUAACAUUUGAAACAAAAUUUUAAAUUAAAUUUCAGAGCCGAAAACUUUCUAGUAAUGGACCCAAUGCGGAACAACGAAGCGAAUGAAACAAGGUCGGAAUGCGUUCCCGAUCUGAAUAAACCAGGAGAAAUGGAAGUGAAUCCAAUUUCGAUGCGGAUUGAAACAACUGCGAAGAGUCUUCAUAGCCUGAGUCUGACCGAUGAUGGGAAUGAGAAUGAAACAAGUGUCUGUCGAUCUUCCAAUUUAACCUUAAAACAAGUGCGAAAAUUUCGAUCCUCGGUUGGCAACGAAUUCAUCAAGAAGAAAAAGCCAACCGGCGGGAAAAUCAGUGAACUCAACUUUUCCGCCCGUUUUACAGUGGAAACCUUGGAAAUAAAACUGCACAGUGAAGGCCGUCUGAUGUUGGUCGAUGAUGAUCUACUGGCGAGAGUGACGAUCGAGGAACCGGAGCUGUUGGAUGAAACGCGAGAUUUUGAACAGGCGAAGCAAGUUCUUCUGCAGCAGAUUCGGAUUGAGGAAGUGUAUUUCGACGAACUUCUUUCGGAACGGGAUCACCUUCGGACGGAACUCAUAAAUACUCUCAAAGAUGAGGGAUCGAAAUCGGCAAUCGAUCGUCACUUCGCAAUGGACUGUAUUCUAUUGAGGAGAAUUUUCGAACAUGACGAGGGUUGCCAGCUGUCAGGAUUUCAGUGUUUGUGUGAAAAAAUUAUGAAAAGUGGUUCGUUUUCCGUGCACUUCACCAACGCAGCAACCAAACUGUAUGACGUAGAAUGUGUUUUAAAAAGAAGGUGUGAACUUUUUCUAUGCAUUGCGACUCCACCGGAAGAGGAUUUGUCAAAGUUGCUCGAAACUCUGAAGCAAAUUCUGUCAACAGCAAGUGAUGUCCAUAGAAAGUGUUUACUGGAACAUGCUCCAAAAUAUUUAUCGGUUCAUUUGGAAAAGGUUUCGCCCGAAAGAAUCUUUUUAAUCAGUGACAGUGACGUUGGUGUGCUUUCAGAUGUGGGAGACGUUCUGGGAGGUGUAAAUUUCCAAAAACCUUUGGAAAACUUGGCAAGUCGCUUCACUACCCAAGUGGAUGGUUUUGAUUUCAACAAAUUUAGUCAAACGAAACCGUUUAUCAAUCCAUCCGUUAUUCUUCUCUGCAAAAGUUUCAAGGACCUCGUGGAAAAAAUUGUCGAAGUCUCUAACACCGAACGUUCGGAUUUUAUUCAAAUUGACGCCCAAACCGGUUGGCAUCCAACAAACGGGAUCACGUGGAAAAUCGAGGGUAAACAUUCACGCCUUUGUUGCCUGCCUCUUCAUCCAGACAUCAUUCCUCUGUGGGUAAACAAUUAGAGCAAGGGAAUCGGAUAUUUAUGCUGACGGUAGCGACCUGCAAACUCAUUAGCCGUUGGAACUGCGCUGAAGUUGGAAACAAUCAGUUGACGAGUUAUCGAGAGAAUCAAUUCUGGACUGCUUGCAAAUUCCGUUCGAAUCAGGAUUUAUUUC
Messenger RNA from Malaya genurostris, 1838 nucleotides. RefSeq lists its product as uncharacterized. The coding region runs from base 405 to 1685 and encodes 426 amino acids. The transcript has 2 exons. NCBI's taxonomy places the organism in Eukaryota, Metazoa, Arthropoda, Insecta, Diptera, Culicidae. The record is from RefSeq and is a predicted model, not a curated record.